Molecule: messenger RNA, 320 nt
Organism: Paramecium sonneborni
Lineage: Eukaryota; Ciliophora; Oligohymenophorea; Peniculida; Parameciidae
Source: the annotation of a GenBank genome assembly
GUAUUCAAAUUUAUCCAUAAUAUAAAUGAAUUAUUUAUAUUAUGGAUAAUUAACUUGAAGACGAACUUCUUAGACGUAUGAAAUAGAGUAAAUAUUCCCUUUCUUUUUUGAAUCAUAGAAGUAUUGAGAAAAUUGAGAACGGUUACAUUGGUUUUUAAAUCACUAGAGGACUUUGGUGUUAAUUAAGGGUUUUUCUAUUACAAAAAGAGGGGGAAAAUAAAAACUUCGAAAUGAUAUUUUCAGAAGCAUUUUUUGGAGAAUAAGGAGCAUAUGAUAAAAUACAUGAAAUAUUCUAGAAAUACAAAUAAUAAUAAUGUUGA